CCACACGCGAUUUCCCCCACUCUCCCCGUUUCCUCCCUCGAUUUCUCCAAAUCUUUUCUUCUCCUUCUCCACCAGCGAUUAGUUUGUUGUUUCCGGCAUCACUCCGCAAUAAGCCGCCCCCGCCCCCGCCUCCGCCGCGCUGGCCCUCGUCGUUUCCUUCCCCAAUUCCGCCGCCCCUCCCAGCCCGAUAUUUAUUCCCUGCCUCGGCAUCCAUUUCAAGUUGGUAGAUUUUUCCGGCUCGUCGUUGCUAGUGGUAAUAUCCGCGCUGGGAUAUUUCCCCUUUUGCUUUCUUGGCCGCGCGCGUCCAGCCCCCCCGGUGGCCUCCGGAUCUUUCGAUCGCCGCGAGCAGGCGGCUCAAGAUAGUUCGUGAAUAGGACGGCUGCUAGGCAGGUUAGGUUCGUGAUAGACGAUGAAAUCCGGGGAGGAAGUUAGUCAGGGUCAGCAAAUGGACGGUUUUGUGGAGGAGAAAGCUGCUGGGGAGUCGAGGGAUGGUCAGAAGAUCGAGAGGAGCCCUUCUAUCAAUCUGAAUUCCUUGCCUGCAAUGGCCCCUGCCGCUGCGGAGAUUGGUGUCUUGCACGGCGCAGCGGAGUCAGAGGCCAACGAUGCAAGCACUCAGAAGGGAGAUGAGUCCAGUGGCACUGAUCAGAAGAAGGUCCCGAAGAAUGAGGAAGUUGAUGAAGGCGAAAUUCAGGGCCGUGCAGACAUGAAGAGCGACUCGGUUGACCCUUUGAACAGCGAGAACCAUGCCGGGGAGAAGGAUGCUUUGGUAACUGUGCCAGAAAAUGAGGGGCGUGCGGAUGGUGGCGAUAAUUAUAAGGGAGUUCAAGUUCUCAGCAUUGUCAAAAAGGAUGAGCCUGAGGAAAUUGUUGAUUCUAUUAAUCCUGUAACGGUUGCGGAGUAUAGAGAGGAGAAGGGCGCCACCAGUUCUACUUCUGCAAUUACUGCGGUGCGAGCACCAGGCUCCCGGUCGUCUUGUUACCAUGGUGUGACCAGGCAUAGGUGGAGUGGGAAAUAUGAAGCUCAUUUGUGGGACAGUACUUGCAGAGUAGAAGGACGGAGAAGGAAAGGGAAGCAAGUUUAUUUAGGAAGUUAUGAUACUGAGCAAAAAGCUGCCAGGGCAUAUGAUGUUGCAGCUCUUAAAUACUGGGGACUAAAUACAAAGCUGAACUUUUCGAUUUCAGAAUAUGAAAAGGAACUGGCGGACAUACAAGACAUGUCUCCAGAGGAAUGUGUGACAUACUUGCGAAGGAGGAGCAGCUGCUUCUCAAGAGGGGCUUCUAUUUACAGAGGAGUUACAAGGAGGCAGAAAGAUGGUCGAUGGCAGGCCCGCAUAGGACUGAUUGCUGGAACUAGAGACAUUUACCUUGGAACUUUCAAAACCGAGGAAGAAGCUGCAGAAGCAUAUGAUAUUGCUGCCAUUGAGAUACGUGGGAAAAACGCGGUGACCAACUUUGACCGAAGCAACUACAUGGACAGGGGCAUGCAUUGUAUAGAAGGGGCAGGGUUGAAGCUGCUUGCAACGAAGCCAGAAUGAUUUGAUAUCGUAUAUUGAACAGAUUUGGUAAGCCAUAUUUUGGGGCUUAGUGGUACAUACAAGAUAGAAGAACUGGUCGCAGCCUGUCAGUAUUUGCUGCUGUAUGAUUCUUCAGAUUAUAUAUAGUUCUUCCAGAGAGAAUUUCAGUCAUUUAGCAAGCUUUGUGUCCAGGACAAGAUUUUGACCAUGUAUUACUGUUAUAGUUUUUGUAGGCUAGACUUGCACUGGAAGAUGUUGCUUCAUUUCACAUGUCUAAGACGGAGAAUAUGUUUUCCUUCUAAGUUUUGAUGCUUGGUUUAAUGAAAUAUUCAAGUGUAUA
Hordeum vulgare subsp. vulgare (domesticated barley) is the source of this 1853-nucleotide messenger RNA. RefSeq names its product AP2-like ethylene-responsive transcription factor BBM2. Gene Ontology annotation, molecular function: DNA-binding transcription factor activity; DNA binding. The record is from RefSeq and is a predicted model, not a curated record. NCBI's taxonomy places the organism in Eukaryota, Viridiplantae, Streptophyta, Magnoliopsida, Poales, Poaceae. Gene Ontology annotation, biological process: regulation of DNA-templated transcription. The transcript has 9 exons. Bases 410 to 1534 code for a protein of 374 amino acids.